UCUUACUCCGUCGUGUAUUUUCCCGCCCAUUUUCCAGAGCCAAUACUCCCAUUUUCUCUGCUUUCUUCCGGUAGGUUUGGCCGCCGAUCUCUACUCCUCCGCGCUAUUUCGGUUCCAUGUUAUACAUUUCACAGCGUCUUACGAAUCUUCAACUUUUCUCAAACCCUCUCCAUCCCGUCCGGUGAAAAAGAUGAGUGCUCCUAUGGAGAUUUCUCUGCCAAACCCUCCCUUGGAUGCGCAGGUGCCUGAAUCAAAUGGCAUCGUCUCCGAGUCAACUGCUUCUUCUAUUGUAAAUGAAGACAAAAUUCUCGUUUCAGUCGAGGUGUGUUUGAAAUCCUCCAGCACAGCACGGAUUGAAGAUGUCCGGAUGGCUGUUGAGAGAAUGCUUGAGAAGAGAAGUUUAAGCUAUGUUGAUGGGCCCAUUCCAGUGCCGCUCGAUGACGCUUUUCUCGCGGAAAACGUGCAAGGAAUCCGAAUUUGCGACUCUGACGACGGUGUGCAAAACCAUGAUAUCCUCUUAUUCUGGCAAGUCAAACCUGUCGUUCAUGUCUUUCAGCUAAGUGAAGAAGGACCCUGCGAGGAACUUGGUGGGGAAGGACAGAUUUCUAGUUUUAAUGAAUGGAUACUUCCUGCCAAGGAGUUUGACGGCAUCUGGGAAAGUUUAAUUUUUGAGUCUGGUCUCAAGCAAAGACUUCUGCGAUAUGCUGCUAGUGCUUUGUUAUUCACAGAGAAGGGUGUCGAUCCAUUCCUAGUGUCAUGGAAUCGGAUUGUCCUAUUACAUGGACCUCCAGGGACUGGUAAGACGUCUUUAUGCAAAGCACUGGCUCAAAAACUGUCGAUAAGAUAUCUGUCAAGAUAUCCACACAGCGUACUAAUUGAAGUUAAUGCACAUUCACUGUUCAGCAAAUGGUUUUCUGAAAGUGGCAAGCUGGUUGCAAAGCUAUUCCAGAAGAUUCAAGAGAUGAUAGAGGAAGAAGACAAUCUGGUAUUUGUUUUGAUUGAUGAAGUGGAAAGCUUAGCUGCUGCUAGAAAGGCUGCUUUGUCUGGUUCAGAACCUUCAGAUUCCAUUAGGGUUGUCAAUGCGCUACUUACACAGAUAGACAAGUUGAAAUCGUCACCAAAUGUGGUGAUUCUGACAACUUCCAAUAUAACAGCUGCUAUUGAUAUUGCAUUUGUAGACCGUGCAGAUAUCAAAGCAUAUGUAGGUCCACCAACUCUUCAAGCACGUUAUGAAAUUCUAAGGUCCUGCUUGCAAGAGCUUCUACGCACUGGAAUUUUGACAACGGUUGAGGGUUUUGACCACUCUAUGCUUCCUAACUAUGCUGGUUUGAAAGAGAAAAUAAGCAUUCGAGAGACCAAGAAGGUUGAUGUACCACUUCACAUCUGCAAACUAUUGCUCGAGGUUGCUGAAGCAUGCGAGGGUACUAGUGGACGUUUUUUAAGAAAACUCCCGUUCUUAGCUCAUGCGACUCUAGCCAAUCCAUGUACUGGCGACCCUUCAAAGUUCUUGUUCGCCAUGUUGGAAACGGCUGUGAGAGACCGAGCAGAGUUACCCGAAUGAACGUGUUAUUGUCAAGAAGCUUCUUGUGCUUGUAAUUAAUGUUGUGCUGAUAACAUUUACAUAUACAGAUCUAAAUCUGGAAAUCAGUUGUAGAAGCUGAUGCUACUUGAAAAGCCUACUAAAAUACUCAUUUUUAGUUGAAUCCAUUGCUUAUAAAGUUAUGAGGACUCUCUGUAA
This is a messenger RNA of Cucurbita pepo subsp. pepo (vegetable marrow), 1738 nucleotides long. RefSeq names its product pachytene checkpoint-like protein. Gene Ontology annotation, cellular component: chromosome; nucleus. Gene Ontology annotation, biological process: reciprocal meiotic recombination; meiotic recombination checkpoint signaling. NCBI's taxonomy places the organism in Eukaryota, Viridiplantae, Streptophyta, Magnoliopsida, Cucurbitales, Cucurbitaceae. The record is from RefSeq and is a predicted model, not a curated record. Gene Ontology annotation, molecular function: ATP binding; ATP hydrolysis activity.